UUUAAACUUCUAUUCAAAAUGUGAUUAUGCUUGUCUACGAAGUAAAUAAUAAGCAUAAAUUUUUCAAUUGAUGUAUACAAAUGGAAUUGAAUUAAUCGUAUUUUUGCGCCAAUUAUGUGACAUUCCAGUUGACCGUACCGUUUCCACAUUCAGUGCAAUGCUGAGCAUAAAUAAACAGAGCAUACCGAUUUUUCGUUUCGGUUAAGUAUAUCUGGCAUUUCAUUGAGUAGAACAUUUAAAUUGACAUCCAAUGAAAGUGUGUGUUUUGUUGAUGAACGAGCAAAAUAAACAAUACGUUUCUGUUAUGUUAUUGUUUAAAUGUUUUUGGCAUGAACUUCUGAAGUGUUGAGUUUUUUGUUUGGAAGCUGUAAGGAAUUUGACAGAAACAGUGCAUCAGAACAUUUUGGAAGAAACCAGCAAAAUGAUUUGUUUGCUGUGCUACGAACCGAAUGAUGAGCUCAUUGCGGUAAAUGGAAAAAGUGGCAAACAACUAAACAUUUCGAAGCUGCUGUAUAAAUAUUUUCGCAUCUAUUUCGAGGGUGAACCAAUCGAUGGUGAGUUAUGUGCUGAAUGCUGGAAGAACAUAUUGGCAUUCAAUCAAUUUUACAUACACAUUGAAACCAUCCACGAUUUGAUCAAUAAGACGAAGGAAAGUGUAACGGCCGAACCAGUUAAGAUUGAAUUUGACGAACACAAUCUGAAAGAUGAAGAGACAUUUGGUGAUGAUGACUGGUCAUUUCACAAUGAUUUAGAUGAAUCCGAUCACGAUUCCACUGGUCCAUUCACCAUCAAUGCCACAUUACCAGAUGAUGCCAUAAAUUUACCCGAAAUAAAGCAAGAAGCUAAUAAAAAAGUGUCAGUCAAAAAAGAACCGAAAAAAGCGUCAAAAUCGAAAAAAACAGUACGUGGUCGACCAAAACCUCGAUCCCUAUUUACCUGCAAAAUUCGCAUGUGUCUCGAGGAAUUUGACACUUUGGACGCAUUGAUAUCGCACAAAACGAGCGCACACAGACGCAUUCAGUGCACACAUUGUCCAGAUCUGAAGUUGGUUGUCGAUUUAAAUAAGCAUUUGAAAAACACACAUGGCAUCCUACAAAACUCAAUGUGCGAACAUUGUGGACAGGUCUAUACGAACACGAGAAACUUGCAGGACCACAUUCAACGGAAACAUGAGGUUAGUCAACCGCUCCAAUGUGAUAUAUGCAAGGAAUGGUUUAAAAGUCGAGACACGAUACGAGCACACAUGAACUACGUUCACGUGCAAGGGCCGCAGGCAUGUCAAAUAUGCGGUAAAGUUUCAGCCAAUCGCAAAGCAUUGCGAAAACAUCAAACAAUUCACAUGGAAUCGUGGAAAGAUCGUUUCAAAUGCAUCAUCUGUGGCAGAGGAUUCCGUGACAGCACAAAACUUAAGGAACACUCUUACAUCCAUUCCGGUGUGACUGACGCUUAUUUUUGUCAAUUUUGUGGCCAAUCAUUUCGCUUUGGAUCAUCAUUGUCAGCCCAUCGAAUGCGUUACCAUCCAGCUGAAAUGGCUCACGUUAAAGAUCGCUUGCAGCGCAAAAAGAAUCUUGAAUUCAAGGUUUAAACGAUUAACUUCAUCUUUUUCCAAGUAUUGAUUCAUAAGGCCAUUUCAUUUCUGUUGCCUCCUCUUUCGAUGCAAUACUUAAUUUUUUCUUUUAAGUACACGAGACUGUGUUCAUCGACGUUUUAACGGGAGAAUUUCGUUGACAAAAAUCUUCCAGAGUCGAUAAAAAAAAUGCAUUUAUUUAUAUAUUUUUAUUUUUUUUUUAGUCACAUGACUUUGACACCUAACCUAUUGGAUGUAUUGAAUUAAAAUUGCAUUUUAUUACUGAACAUUUUAAUCCAUGACCGUUAAUAAAAAUGAUAUGAUAGCUGG
Molecule: messenger RNA, 1897 nt
Organism: Sitodiplosis mosellana (orange wheat blossom midge)
Lineage: Eukaryota; Metazoa; Arthropoda; Insecta; Diptera; Cecidomyiidae
Product: zinc finger protein 429-like
Exons: 6
Coding region: 422-1585 (387 amino acids)
Biological process (GO): regulation of transcription by RNA polymerase II
Cellular component (GO): chromosome
Molecular function (GO): chromatin insulator sequence binding
Source: RefSeq, a predicted model, not a curated record